This is a messenger RNA of Sceloporus undulatus (fence lizard), 1307 nucleotides long. RefSeq names its product 2,4-dienoyl-CoA reductase 1 (gene DECR1). Bases 68 to 1072 code for a protein of 334 amino acids. Gene Ontology annotation, biological process: fatty acid beta-oxidation. The record is from RefSeq and is a predicted model, not a curated record. Lineage: Eukaryota; Metazoa; Chordata; Lepidosauria; Squamata; Phrynosomatidae. The transcript has 10 exons. Gene Ontology annotation, cellular component: mitochondrion. Gene Ontology annotation, molecular function: 2,4-dienoyl-CoA reductase (NADPH) activity.
GGUUCCUGAGCAGCGGAGGGCGGGGCGUUAGUGGAGUCCUCCUCGUCCAGAGUGCCAGGAAAGCAAGAUGGCGGCUGAGCUGUGCGUGAGUCGCGGGUUAGUGACCCGCUUAAGUGCGCAGAGGCUGCCUAGGCGGCAUCUAAGUCAUGGAACACAAGUUAUGUGCCAAAGCGACAGUCCUCAAGCUGCCUUCUUUUCACCUGUUUCGAAAGUGUUGUUGCCACCAGAUGCUUUUCAUGGGAAAGUGGCCUUUAUCACAGGUGGCGGUACUGGCAUUGGAAAAGCAAUGACAACUGCUUUUUCUAGUUUGGGAGCAGAGUGUGUAAUAGCAAGCCGGAAAGUCGAUGUAUUGAAGAAAACAGCAGAAGAAAUUUCUUCUAAAACAGGAAAUAAGGUUCAUGCAGUCCAGUGUGACGUGAGAGAUCCAACUUCUGUCAGCAAUGCAGUUGCACAGUUAAUUGAUGUGGCUGGGCAUCCCAGUGUAAUUAUAAAUAAUGCUGCUGGAAAUUUUAUUUCUCCUUCCGAACGUCUUUCUGCAAAUGCAUGGAGGACAAUUACAGAUAUUGUUCUUAAUGGUACUGCCUAUGUAACCCUUGAAAUUGGAAAACAACUAAUUAAAGCUAAGAAAGGGGCAGCAUUUUUGGCCAUUACAACAGUCUAUGCAGAAAGUGGGUCUGGGUUUGUGACCCCAAGUGCUUCUGCCAAAGCAGGUGUAGAAGCAUUGUGCAAGUCACUUACAGCUGAAUGGGGGAGAUAUGGCAUGAGAUUCAAUGUAAUUCAACCAGGUCCAGUAAAGACAAAGGGGGCUUUCAGCCGUCUUGACCCAACAGGGGAAUUUGAGAAAAUAAUGAUCCAGAGAAUUCCUUGUGGCCGCUUGGGAACUGUGGAAGAGAUUGCUAAUCUAGCCACUUACCUCUGUAGUGAUUAUGCAAGUUGGGUGAAUGGAGCUGUAGUAAGAAUAGACGGUGGUGAAUUCGUUUUCAUGGCUGGAGAGAUGAAUAACCUACAUAAGGUUACCCAGGAAGAGUGGAAUAUGAUGGAAGAAAUGAUAAGGAAAACUAAAGGAUCAUAACUUUUUAAUUGUUUAUUUUUGCAUAAUAAAUAUUUCCAGGGGUAUUCUAAUCAAUGAAUUCAAUAUCCAAGUGCUAUUAAUGAUGAUAAUGCAAGACACAUACCAGUACUUUUGUGUAUGUGUAUGUUUCAAAACAUGAAAGUUUAAUGAUUUUGGUAUACCUAAACCAUAACAACAAGAUGUUUUGUAAAUUGCACUCAUAACAGAAAUAUAUAAUAAAUGCUAACAACACUUA